Messenger RNA from Cyprinodon variegatus (sheepshead minnow), 4304 nucleotides. RefSeq names its product neuroblast differentiation-associated protein AHNAK-like. Gene Ontology annotation, cellular component: cytoplasm; nucleus. The coding region runs from base 172 to 3636 and encodes 1154 amino acids. Gene Ontology annotation, biological process: regulation of RNA splicing. Lineage: Eukaryota; Metazoa; Chordata; Actinopteri; Cyprinodontiformes; Cyprinodontidae. The record is from RefSeq and is a predicted model, not a curated record. The transcript is spliced from 6 exons.
GGCUGAACCUGUUUGUCUGCUUCAGGUGGAGUAUUCACCUGCCUGACAGCUGCUCCUCUCCUCAGUGAACCGGCUGAGCUGUCAGCGCGAACUGAGCUCAACUUCAGACAGCAGAAACAGCCUGAUGCAUCCUAAGAUUUAGUGUGAGAUCUGCAAAGAACCAUUAACAGCAUGCCAACUCAUCGGAGGGGGCGGAGCCUCUCUGAGGCCUUGACACUGGAGGAAUCGGAGGAGGGGGGGCUGGUCAUUUCCAGCGUUACCAAUGACUCCCAUAACUUGAAGGAAGGGGAUGAAAUUUUGGGAGCAACAAUAAAUUUUGAUCAGCUGUCAAAAGAGGAGGUGAUAAAGGUGCUAAAACUGAUGGAGCCAUAUGACGACAAAGUCCAUGUUCUUACAAGGGGUGGCUUGAGCAAGAGUAUGUUCAAUUUGGAUGACUGCGCAAGAAACCCAGAGGCAAUGCUAAAGGAUUCCUACAGUAAACUCUACAAUGCCAAAAUAAAGAGAUUUGUGAAAGAUGACCCAUCUGCUGCCAACUCAUCAAAGGUCAACCCUAAACAUGACAUGGGGCUGCCUCGCCUUGGAGUUGACUUUGGACAUCUCAAAUCCAAACCCCUCAGUUCAGAUUUUGAUGCAAGCUUGGAAUCUGAGGCCAGAGAUCUGACAGAUGGCAGCAAUCUGAACCUUCCACCUCUUGGAGUUGGUGACAAAGGUCUGAGACUAAAUCUUAAUGCAAGAAAUCCUCAGUCCUGUCUUGGAGACAUUAGUUUCUCUCAGAAAUCACCAGAUGGUAUAAAUGGCAAGAUUAAUGGCCCUGAUGCAGAGGUUACGACACCACAUGAAAGCUUAACCAUUCCCUCAGGGAAAUUAAGUCUGAAACAUUCCAAAAGACUUAAAACUCCAGAUCUGAAUUUAGAUGACCCUUCAAGUUUUGUGAAAUCACCAGAACUAAGGCUGUCUGGAAAACAAAUGGACCUUGGAAAUAUGGAUGCCAAUGCUUUAUCUGGAUCAGUCACAUUGCCUAACAGUGGAUUCUCUGGUGGAAAUUCAACAGAUUUGGCCACUGAUACUUUCUUGAUUAGUAACAAAGGUCCGUCUGGAAAUUACAAGCCUCCUAAAUUUACAAUGCCCAAAUUUGAUUUGCCAGAUAUUCAAGUCCCAGGUUUGAAUGGAAAUGUGGAGCUUCCUGAAGGUGACCUAAAAGCCCCUGAUUUAGAUGUCUCUGCUCCUAAUCUCAGAGCUGGGAUGAAUAUGCCUAGCAUCAAUAUGCCGAAGGCAGACUUUAAAACCCCCAAACUGGACCUUAGUGGCCCCAAAGCCAACUUAGACAUGCCUUCAGGCAAACUGAAAAUGCCUGAAAUUCAAGGUCCAGACUGGGAUAUAAAUGCUCCUUCAGGAAAACUUAAAAUGCCGAAGAUGGACAUUUCAGGUACUUUACCUAAAGGACCAAAUUUAGACCUCAAUGCAGAUCUCAAGUCACCAGAUUGGAGUCUCAAAUCUCCAAAGAUCAAAGGCGGCAUGCAUGCUCCUGAUCUGCCAGAUCUGCCAGACAUGAACCUUAAGGGUCCUAAAUUAGAUGUUGAUACACCAGAUGUUAACAUUGGAUCACCCAAAGGAAAAUUCAAAAUGCCUAAAUUAAAAAUGCCAAAAUUUAGUCUUCCAGGUAUGAAAGGACCCGAACUUGAUGGUAACCUGAAUGGUCCAGAUAUAGAUGUAAAUGCACCUGAUCUAAACUUGAAAGGGCCUAAAACUGAUCUAGAUUUUGAAAAACCAGGUUGGUCUGGGAAAUUCAAAAAGCCACACCUAAAUCUACCUGACUUAAAUCUUUCAGGUCCAAAGAUUGAUAGUCCUAACUUGGACCUAAGAGCACCUGAUCUAGAUGUCUCUGGUCCUAAUCUCAGGGGUGGAAUGAAUAUGCCUGACAUUAAUAUGCCCAAGGCAGACUUUAAAACACCCAAAUUAGACCUCAGUGGCCCAGAGGCCAAUUUGGACAUGCCCUCUGGCAAACUGAAAAUGCCUGAAAUUCAAGGUCCAAACUGGGAUGUCAAUGCUCCAUCAGGAAAACUCAAGAUGCCAAAAAUGAACCUUUCAGGUACAUUACCUAAAGGAUCAAACUUAGACCUCGAUGGAGAUCUCAAGUCCCCAGAUUUUAGUCUCAAAGCUCCGAAGGUCAAGGGUGGCAUGAAUGGCUUUGAAGGUCCUGAUGUAGAUUUUGGGAGCCCUUCAAGGAAAGGUAAAAGGCAUAAAUUGAAAAUGCCAGAUGUUGGAUUUUCAGCUCCGAAGAUAGAUAGCUAUGAUCUUAAUGCUCAAAAGAUAAAAGGUGGAUUUGAAUCUAACUUAAGUUUAUCAAGCAAUGACUUUAAAAGCUCCAAACCUGACUUUGAUGUUCCAGAUGUUGAUUUUGGUACUUCACCGUUUAAACUGCCAAACUUAAAAGUUCCCAAUGUGGGAUUUUCUAGUCCAAAGCUAGAUAGCCCAGAUCUUGAUUUCAAAACACCAAAACUGAGUCCAAAAUUACCAAAGGGGCAUAAUCUUACAUUAAAUUCUGACUUUAAUUCUCCAGAAUUGAAUCUCAGAGCGCCAAACAUGAAAGCUGAACUUGGUUCUCUUAAGCUCAGUGAUCCAAACCUCAACCUCCAAGGUUCCAAAUUUGACAUGGACACUCCAGAUGGCAAUAUCGGCUUACCUGGUGCCAAUUUUAAGAAGUCCAAAAAAAAGAUGCCAAAUGUCUUUAAUGCUGAUAUUCCAAAUGAGUUGCAAGGGCCUGGGCUGAUUAUGCCUAUUGCUCAUAGUAAUGUUCCAAAAGGAUCACCAAAGCUGAGAGGUCCCGAUUUAAGUUUGCCAGCUUUAGAUCUCGCUGAUGUCAGGCUAAAUGGUUCAAGGCCCAGUGCAAAACAUCCUAAUGUGAGAAUGAAUAACAUGAUUGGACAACCUGAAAUGAAGUUAUCUGGGCCCAGAGGACAAGGACGUUUCAGUGGUGCCCAGAUGGGUAUGAAUACUUCUAUGAUAGACAUACGUGAUCCUCAUCUAAGAUAUCCAGACCUUAACAUUGAUGAUGCUUCCAUAAAUUUCAAGGGAGCCUCCUAUAAGAAUCGCAGAUCAAAUAUGGCUGGCAUGAGUAUAAAAAGACCUGAUUUAGACAUAGAUCAAGACAUAAGGUUUACUCAUCCAAACAGGAAAUCUUCUAGAACUAAUGUAAGGUCCAGCAACCCUGCCACGAAUAAUGCUUUACACCAAUAUAUUGAUUUUAAUCGUCCAGAUCUCAAUAUCGAUGAUUUCACAGGGAAAUACCACGUGCCUAGAGCUAGGGGUUCACAAUUGGAUCUCCGUGCACCAUCUAGCUAUGAACAAGGCAUCCCUUCCUCUUAUGUUGAGUCCAGAAACAGCAGGGGGUUACCAGCAGGUACCAGAAAUCACAAUUUGCAUGGUUUUUCUCACAGUUCCCAAUUAAGAGGACCUGAGGCUUCCGAUGGAUACUACGUUACCAUUUUCCCCAAACAAGCACAAUCUCAAAGAGUCCCAAACACUAAAUCCAACUCUAUGGGUAGACUUUCCUUUCCCACAGGGAAAAUGGACCUUGAUGUUCCAGAUGAAAACUACCUAAAGGGCUCAACAUUCUUUUUCUCCAACCUUGUAUAGUCAUCUGAGCACUUAUAUUGUCUACUUUUCUACAGUAUUUCUGACAUAUUCUCUUUAUUUAUUAUGACUAUUCUUUUCCAUGUGUGUAUUGUGUGUGUUUUAUGAUCACUUUGCAGUUUUUUUUUUUUGCACUUGUUUUAUACUGCCAAUGUACAAUAUAUUUUUUUACAUAAACCAGUUAUGUUUUACAUUUUAAUACAAUCUUAAACAAUGCUUUUGAAAAUAAUUUCAUUAUUGUACUUUUAUUUUUUGUCAUUUUAUUUUGAUUUUGAGACUCCUGACAAAAUAAGUGCAAUAUAACCAGUUUUAUUUUAAAAAAUAUAUUGCUGUCUUGUAUUGUCUGUUCAACUCAAUCACUGAAGAAACCUUUGCUAAAUUAUUUACAUAAGCAUGUUCUGAGAAAAUAGUAAUGAAGUAGCUAAAUAUUUUGCAGUUUUUGCUUGAUAACAGAAAACUGUGGUUCUUUGAUUACUAUAAUGUACAGUUUUUGUAUGAAGUGUUGUUGAUGACAGAAUUCUUCUAUGUAGCUCCUGUAAUGUUUUUACAAGUCAGUGGUUCCUUUUAAACAUGUGCACAUAUAUUACAGCUGAAUAAAAAAUUUAAAACAGUUAAUAAAAACCAGAGCAUCUAGAUCCUGUGUCUUCCAAACUUCUAGAGUUUCUUUUGGC